Molecule: messenger RNA, 915 nt
Organism: Scomber japonicus (chub mackerel)
Lineage: Eukaryota; Metazoa; Chordata; Actinopteri; Scombriformes; Scombridae
Gene: b3gat2
Product: beta-1,3-glucuronyltransferase 2 (glucuronosyltransferase S)
Exons: 4
Coding region: 1-915 (304 amino acids)
Biological process (GO): carbohydrate metabolic process; chondroitin sulfate proteoglycan biosynthetic process
Cellular component (GO): Golgi membrane
Molecular function (GO): galactosylgalactosylxylosylprotein 3-beta-glucuronosyltransferase activity
Source: RefSeq, a predicted model, not a curated record
AUGAAAUCAGUGUUUUUCAGCCGCUUCUUCAUCCUGCUGCCCUGGGUCCUUAUUGUCAUCAUUAUGAUCGAUAUCGACAGUAAAAGGACGAUCCGGGUUCCGGCCAUCGGUCGGACCAACAGGGCGCAGCGGGCGGCCCGUACCGGCGCACCGGGAGCAGGUGGCACCCAGAACCAGUCCGCCCUGCCGGUUAUCUACGCCAUCACUCCCACUUACACCCGUCCGGUGCAGAAGGCAGAGCUGACCCGGCUGGCCCACGUCUUCCGCCAGGUGCCCCGGCUCCAUUGGAUCGUAGUGGAGGACUCCACUGUGCGCACGGAGCUGGUGGCGCGCUUCCUGGCCCGGUGCGGUGUGCCAUACACGCACCUGCAUGUGUUCACACCCCGCAGGUUCAAGCGCGCCGGGAUGCCACGCGCCACCGAACAGAGGAAUGCGGCUCUCGCGUGGCUCCGGCAGCACCGGAGCAAACGGGACGCAGGGGUGGUUUUCUUCGCGGAUGACGACAAUACGUACAGCCUGGAGCUGUUUGAAGAGAUGCGGAGUACUCGAGGUGUGUCCGUGUGGCCUGUUGGGUUUGUGGGUGGCAGAGCGUAUGAGCGCCCUCUGGUGUCAGGGGGAAAAGUCGUGGGCUGGUACACCGGCUGGAGACCGGACCGCCCCUUUGCCACAGAUAUGGCAGGUUUUGCCGUGAACCUCCAGGUGAUCCUUGCCAACCCACGGGCGCAGUUCAAGCGGCGAGGCUCCCAGCCGGGGAUGCAGGAGUCUGACUUUCUCAAGCAGAUCACCAAAGUCACCGAGUUAGAGCCCAAGGCCAACAACUGCACCCGGGUGCUGGUUUGGCACACUCGCACAGAGAAACCACACCUCGCAAAUGAGCCUAAACAUCGGAAGGACACUGUAGUCAUCGAGGUUUGA